AUGGAGAGCGAAAUUACCCUGACGAUGUCUUUGAAAAUUGAUGCUAGUGGAGAAAUGCCUGUGGCCAUGGCCGACUCAGCUCCGGAUUUCCCCCAAGAACUCAUCAUCAACAUCUUCUCACGAGUCCAGGCAAAAUCCAUCGGCAAAUGCAGGUGCGUUUCGAAGCCAUGGCGCUCUCUACUUUCUGACCCACUUUUCAUCAAAGCCCACCUCAAUCUCCACCUCCAUCACCCCCAAAAGCACAUCCUCAUCUCUAUUCCCCAUUCUCCUCCCUCUUACAAUUUAUCCGCUGUAACUUUCACCACCACCAGUGGCAGCAGUAACAAUGAUGGCUUUUUGGAAAAGCUGACCCUUUUGGAGAACCAAUUGUGCUUCGCUGAAAUUGUCGGUUCUUGCAACGGGUUGGUGUUGGUGCUAACUUUUAAAGGGUCAAACACACCAACAAUGUAUUUGAUGAACCCCACUACCAGGGAGCUUGUGAAAUUUCAACCUAGCCCAUUGGUUUGGGAUGAUGCCGAAACUAGUUAUGGUUUUGGUUAUGAUAGUUCUAGUGAUGAUUAUAAAAUUGUUACGCUGUCUCACGAUUGGCUUCUUGACAAAACAGAGAGUUAUCCUGCCUUUGUUGAUGUAUUUAGUUGGAGGACUGGAACUUGGAGGAGGAUUGGCUGUUUUCCUUAUGUUCCUAGUUCGCAUUCUGGUGUGUUUCUAAACGGGUCUAUACACUGGCUUGCUUUGUCUAAAAUUGAUGGAUUGUGUGUUAUAAUUGCUUUGGAUACGAGCUGCGAGCAAUUUCAGCAAUUGCCAUGGCCUGAGACUGAUAAUACUCCUCAUAAUGGCAGUCGUAAGCUUGUAGUGCUUGGUGGAUGUCUAGGAAUGGUUGUGGUGCAAUCUAGACAUCAUGUGGAUGUUUGGAUGAUGAAGGAGUAUGGUGUUGGAGAAUCUUGGACCAAAUUCAUUGUUACUACACCUAAAAAUGCGUCUGUGUGGGGACCGAUAUGCCUGUUGGGGGGUGAUGAUGUUGUUUUGCAGAUGGGUGGUAAGAACUUUGUUGUGCAUAAUUUGAAAGAGAGAACUAUGAGGGAUAUGGUAAUUGCUGGCAUUCGAGAUAAGUUUAGAAGAGGAGUGAUAGGCUUUUCCGAGAGCCUUGUGUCACCUAUUUUCAACAGUCAGCAAUGGAGAGCAACAUUACCUGAGGAUGACUUUGAAAAUUCAUGCUAGUGGAGGUUACCAAACAAUUGUUGAGGUUUCAUUGAUGCUGCUGCUUUAGUCUUCAUGGAGAUGCAUAAUGAAGCUGCUGGAGCUACAUUGCACUUGAAAGUAUUAUUGAACAUAUUUCUGUGUAGAGAUUCAAUAGCCAUAUAUGUGUUAUUGCAGGAGCCUUGUAGAAUAGGCUGUUUGAUUUGGUUGUACAUGUUAUUUGAUGAGAAUAUCUACUGCUAGUAUGUGAAUGUUUGC
Messenger RNA from Coffea eugenioides, 1455 nucleotides. RefSeq names its product F-box/kelch-repeat protein At3g06240-like. NCBI's taxonomy places the organism in Eukaryota, Viridiplantae, Streptophyta, Magnoliopsida, Gentianales, Rubiaceae. Gene Ontology annotation, molecular function: protein binding. The transcript is spliced from 3 exons. Bases 1 to 1218 code for a protein of 405 amino acids. The record is from RefSeq and is a predicted model, not a curated record.